Micropterus dolomieu (smallmouth bass) is the source of this 2341-nucleotide messenger RNA. RefSeq names its product caspase-8-like. Lineage: Eukaryota; Metazoa; Chordata; Actinopteri; Centrarchiformes; Centrarchidae. The coding region runs from base 614 to 1771 and encodes 385 amino acids. The transcript is spliced from 6 exons. Gene Ontology annotation, biological process: proteolysis; regulation of apoptotic process. The record is from RefSeq and is a predicted model, not a curated record. Gene Ontology annotation, molecular function: cysteine-type endopeptidase activity.
UAACGUGUGUGCUCACUUUUGUAAAAUCGAUUUCACUUCCGAUAAAGCGCAAUCAGCUUCUUCGCUUCACUGUAGAAUAGCCUCAUUGAUGCCCCCUGUAGCCGUUGUUUGUAAAACCCCGUCUGUCGGUUUCCCGCAUAUAGCUAAUUUUCCUCAUAGGUUUUUUAAACAGUCUGUUAUUUUCUAUAUAUGGUGUUCCCUCAUCCACCACAAUGGAAAGCAAUAAGUAGUUCAGACCAGGGUGGAUACUGCUUUAACUACUAACUUAACUUCUCAACAACCGGCAGGAAAUAUAAUGCAUCUCGUCGACUAGGUGGUGAGCACAUCCAACACUUCUAUUGUUUGCCACCAACGUUACAUCCAACUCGACCCUAACUUAAUGAAUCUCCUGCACACGGGAUGAUGAAAUCUGAACCUUUAAAUAUGAAACUGAGAAAAAUAUAGCCAGAGAUGCGAGUUUGGCUCAGGUAUGAACCAACGUCUAUCAGAGCCGCCUCAGACUUCCGAGUUUGGAAACGAAACCAGGAUGCCAGACUUCUUACGCGCUCAAAUCAGGACAUUUUAAGUUACAGUCGUCGUUUGGAGGGAAGAUUUCCUGACAGUCUGAUUCAGCAUGUCAGCCAUAGACACGGUGAGACGUAAUAAAACAGUCAUUCAGGAGAUUUUGUGCGGAGACCGCAGGCUAAUCCUCAACAAAGUUCAUGAAAGAAGCCUGAUAACAAAACGUGAGUACAACAACCUUAAAAGUAUCAACAAAGAAGAUGAAGAGGGGCACGUCGUUGAGCUUGUGGAUAAGAUAAUGAAUAAAGGAGAGGACACGUGCCAAGGCUUCCUGGACCUCCUUCAAACUGAUAAGGACAUUAAAUCAACUUACCCAGAGCUGAAGAAAAUACAUUUGAAGGCCCCCUGCCUUUUAUCAAAACCUAUCCAAGCUUGUUCAAGUGAAAUCAACAACGAUGAGAGCCAGAGAGGAAAGGAGGACAAUCAGUAUCAGUUGAACAGCAAGCCUACCGGCCUCUGUGUGAUCAUAAACAAUGAGAAUUUCACACAAAGCACAACGAGAAGUGGAACCGACAAAGAUGCUCAAAGUUUGGCAGAGGUGUUCAGUUGGCUGGGGUUCAGAGUGCUGAUGUGUGAAGACCUAACCAAGGACCAGAUGGAUCGGGCACUGAAAUGCUUUGCUUCUCUGAGCAGCCUCUCACAGCUACAGGAGUUCAGUGUUAAGGAGUGGAACAGUAUCGGAUUCACUGAUCUUCAGGCGGCUCCUAAGCAUGGCGAUGCCUUUAUCUGCUGUAUUCUGAGUCACGGAGAAAAGGGUGCAGUCUUGGGCUGUGAUGGGCAGGCCCUCUCCAUUAAACAAAUAACCCGAACUUUCAAAGCAUCUGACCAGUCAACCCUCACCGGCAAGCCAAAAGUGUUCCUUAUCCAGGCCUGCCAAGGAAGCCAGCAACAGGCUGGAGUGUUAUUCAAAGACCUACAGGCUGAUGAUAAUUCACUGUCCAUCCCUGAGGAAGCUGAUGUUCUGGUUGCCAUUGCCACUGUUGAAGACAGCGUAUCAUUUAGAAACACAAAACAUGGAAGCUGGUUUAUCCAGUCUGUGUGUCAGCAGCUAAAGGAGGGCUGUCUGAGGGGUGAAGACAUCACCACCAUCCUCCCCCGCGUGAAUAAUGAAGUAGCCCAGAAAGAGGCAGCCAGUGUACCUGGUCGUGCAAAGCAGAUGCCUGAAGUUAGGUUCACCCUGAGGAAGAAGCUUGUGUUGUCACCACAUUGAAAAUGAAGCUUAAUCACCACAAAUCAUGCAAAGACAGCAUACUUAUGUUAUCUUUUUUAUCAUUCUGUUUAUUUUUUUAAUCAUUACACAUCACACAUCAUUAUCUUUUAUAUCAAUGUUAUAUCACAUAUUUUUGUCGCUGAGUAAACCUGUUUUUGUUGUGGGUCCAGGUUAACAUAAACAUAACAUAAGGGAGUAAUUGUUAUGUCCUUUACCUGAGCUACUACAAAGAGAAGCCCUUAAUGCAAAUACUGGUCACAUUUACAUAACAAAUUAGUUCCUAAUAUAAAAGGAAUUUUUAUUGCCUAUGCAUAUGCAUACUUAGGAUACUUACGUUUGAACACUGUUCCUAAAGCAAUAUUUUUGCCUUCAAGUAAGUUAUUCCUCUUUUUAUAUUCAAACACAACCAGUAAAGCUUUAGUACAUUUAUGAAAAAUGUAAAAUAGAUGCAAAAGAGAUUGUAACCAAAAAGUGCAUGCUAAACAGAAAAACCAUUUGAGGACUGUAGUUAAAAAGAGCCAUCUGCCUAUGAAUGUGUGUUGCCCUUAUUAAUAAAGAUCUGAAAUGAAA